AUGGUACAGAUAAACGAGGUCAAGGAACACAACCCCAGAGAGGCAAGAACCGCCGCUCACACCCACAUCAAAGGUUUAGGCUUAGAUGAGCACGGACUUGCGAAAAAGAUCGAUGACGGGUUCGUCGGACAAACAGAAGCCCGUGAGGCAUGUGGUAUUCUUGUAGAUUUGAUCAAAACAAAGAAAAUGAGCGGGAAAGCCAUUCUUUUGGCCGGUGCACCAGGAACAGGAAAGACGGCAUUGGCCCUUGCCAUUUCCCAGGAAUUGGGACCAAAAGUUCCCUUUUGUCCGAUCGUUGGAAGCGAGUUGUUCAGUGCGGAGGUCAAAAAGACUGCUGCAUUGAUGGAGAACUUCCGUAAGGCCAUUGGUUUGAGAAUCAAGGAAACUAAGGAGGUGUACGAGGGUGAGGUGAUCGAGCUUUUGCCUGAGGAGGCCGAGAACCCAUUGGGAGGCUACGGAAAGACCAUCUCACACGUUGUUGUGGGUUUGAAAACGGCCAAGGGCACAAAGAACUUGCGUUUGGACCCAGGCAUCUACGAAAGCAUCCAGAAGGAGCGCGUGGCUGUCGGAGACGUGAUUUACAUCGAGGCCAACACAGGAGCUGUUAAGCGUGUGGGCCGCUCGGAUGCUUACGCCACGGAAUUCGAUUUGGAGGCUGAGGAGUACGUCCCUUUGCCAAAGGGUGAAGUUCACAAGAAGAAGGAGAUCGUUCAGGAGGUCACUUUGCACGACUUGGAUGUUGCCAAUGCUCGCCCACAAGGCGGUCAAGACGUGCUCUCCAUGAUGGGCCAAUUGUUGAAACCUAAAAAGACCGAGAUCACCGACAAGUUGCGUACUGAGGUGAACAAGGUUGUUGCCAAAUACAUCGACCAGGGUGUUGCUGAGCUCAUUCCUGGUGUUUUGUUCAUUGACGAGGUCAACAUGUUGGACAUCGAGAUUUUUACUUACUUGAACAGGGCUUUGGAAAGCUCAAUUGCCCCAAUUGUCGUGUUGGCUUCCAACAGAGGAAUGACCUCCAUUAGAGGAACUGACGACCCUACGCGGUACCCACAUGGCUGCCCUCCAGACUUGGUGGACCGUCUCUUGAUUGUAAAGACAUUGCCUUACCAAAAAGAUGAAAUCAGAACUAUCAUUUCUAAGAGAGCCAACUUGGAGGGCUUGGUCUUGGCUGCUGACGCUUUGGAAAGAUUGGCAGAGGACGGUGUGAGAAGCUCUUUGCGUUAUGCAUUGCAGUUGUUGGCUCCUGCUGGCUUGUUGAGCAAGACUGCUAACCGCGCCGAGAUCAACGUCGACGAUGUUGAGGAGUGCGAGACUUUGUUUUUGGACUCCACGCGGUCUGUGCAGAUAUUGGAGAAUUCCAAGGGUUAUUUGUAA
This is a messenger RNA of Australozyma saopauloensis, 1374 nucleotides long. Its product is annotated as RuvB family ATP-dependent DNA helicase pontin. The coding region runs from base 1 to 1374 and encodes 457 amino acids. Gene Ontology annotation, molecular function: DNA helicase activity; ATP hydrolysis activity; ATP binding. Gene Ontology annotation, cellular component: Swr1 complex; Ino80 complex; R2TP complex. NCBI's taxonomy places the organism in Eukaryota, Fungi, Ascomycota, Pichiomycetes, Serinales, Metschnikowiaceae. Gene Ontology annotation, biological process: regulation of transcription by RNA polymerase II; chromatin remodeling; box C/D snoRNP assembly. The record is from RefSeq and is a predicted model, not a curated record. The transcript has a single exon.